AAAAUAUAGAGUAGAAGGCGUUCAUUGCACCGAUAAACGCACACGGUACUCGGGUGCCGCUGACCGCCGGUAACAAUGAGCGGAGAUCGGACGCGGUUCGACCCUCAGUCCGGUCUGACAGGCAGCAAACCGAAGACGAACCGCCUGAGCCGGAGCUUCAGGCAGACUCAGCCGACGCAGACAGCCGCGGAGGUCGACCCUCCCCACGGCCACAAGCCCGAUUUCAAGACUCCAACCAGAAUCCCCAGCAGGUCCAGAGUGAGCGGAGGUUUCAGCGGAGAGUCUCCUCAGAACGAGUCUGACAUUCAGCAGGAUAUCAUCUGGGAUGCCACCUCUCCUUCGCCGCACAGACUCGGUAAAAGGGGUAAGAAACAUCAUGCAGGAGUCGUGGACAUCUCUGAGAUAGUCAGCAGAAUCGCUCCAGAGCAUGGCAGGCCGGAGGUUGUUGAGCCGACUUUACAGCAGUGGAUCGGAGACAGCGCCGCCAUCCCCUGCACUCCAGACAUUCAGCUUCCUAAACCCAAGAAGAAAUCACCGAGGUCUAACGGAGUGGAUGACCUGCUGAAGUUGGCCAAACAGUUUGACUUCACCAUGUUUCGUCAGGAUGAAAUGGAGGUGGAGGACAUGCACCAGCAGAGUCUGGAGCUCCUGUCAGAGGACAUCCUGGACUUUGAGAACGGGGAUCUGAAUGCUUCGUUUUCACCUGCUGCAAACUGUGAACCAGCUGUUGACGCUGGGGCAGAUGUGCAUCACAUUCAGCCCGUGGAGGAUGAUUUGGAUUUACUUUUUGAUGGAUCGACUCAACAUGUGAGCGGAAGUUUCAGUCAGGUGUCGGCUCAGCCUUCACAAGCUAUCCCAACUACUGCUGCUGCCAAAGUGGCUUCAGGGAAAAACUCUGCUCUUACACACAGUUCCACUUUGGCUGUUCCCAAAACUACAUCAGCGAAUUGUAACUUUGACGACGACUGGGACAAUGAUGAUUUGCUGGAUGACUCUUUAUUGAUCGAGAUGACGCAAAAUCCACAAAAUUUCACAACUCCAACGCACUGCUCCACCCAGAAAUCACCCAGUGAAGUGAAAUAUCACAGAGACAGUCACACUGGUAUGAGUCAAACAGCUGCAUUUAAGGUGGAAAAAGAGAAUGUAAAACAAAGAACAACUUUUAAACUAGACUCCAGGCCUCAUUUCUCAGUAGGGACAAUGCAGACAGACACAAAUUCCAGGGUGGGUUUUGGUGUAAAUGCAGCUGAAAACGACACUCAGCAGAGCAGGUUUUCAGUUGAAACAGUGGCUCAGUGCUCCUGGAAAGCACAGCAUUUGAACACAGUGAAGGCAGAGCCACACAAACAGCCGGUCAGCAAAAACACAGCUGUGAAUAACGUGUCAGUGUUAAAAAUGACACAAACUUUCCCCAGUAAACCUGUGGCAAAUGCACUGAACAACAUGUUGGCUACAAAAACAGCACAAACCUUCACAGGGAACCGUAGUGAGACCGCAUCAAACACCUGCACUGUGAGAACAACACAGAAUUUCACAAAUAAACUCACCCCUAAUGUCAUAAGUAAACCGAACAACAGGGCAGCACAAAACUUCACACAUAAACCUUUUUCUGCAUCGGACUCUAUGAAUGCAGCAGGUGUGGUUCCAUCCCACACCGACUUCCUGGAUGAUGACCUGGACUCUUUGUUCUCAUCUGAGCCAGUCUGGGACGAUUCGGCCGAUGAUGACCUACUGUGUGAGCUGUGUGAAGACCUGGAAAACCAGAUCCAGAACGCUGACAACAUUCCCACCAAACAGACCCCUGCAGUCUGCCAGAGACCGGCUAAAACCUGGGACAACUGGAGCCAGCAGCCAGCCAAUCAGCAGCAGCGUUUCCCCCUAAAACAAACCCCAGGCCAACCAGCUGGAGGCCCCUUGGCUCCUCCUCCUCACACCUCAAACACUGCGGCAGGUGUCCACAUGGCCAGGGCGAAGGAUCCAUUCAGAAAUAGCUCAAAUGGUCUUUCUGGAGGCAGCGGGAUCCAAUCAGCAGCCAAAGAUCAGUUCACCUUCAAGAAGCCGAACCAUCCGGUUUCUACAGGAAGCAACAAAGUCGCGGGUAAAUGUUCGGCGGCAGAGAUCGAGCUUAAGAAGCAACAGGCAAUGGAGAGGAGGCGUCAGCGUCUUCAGGCGACACACAAUGUCCAAGCCCCGACAUGAAAAUCGAAAACCUGUCAAGGACGAGAAACGUCACAAAACGGGCCCGAGCUCCUUCACCGUCAAACUUCAUCAACAGCUGCACUUCUUCAGUCACUUGUUAUGUAUAGUGUGUUUCUACUGUUUUAUUAAAAUGUUGAAAUCAAAUUAUUUUAGAGUCAGAUUCACAGUUUUUUAAAAACUUCCUGAAGCUGUUGUCAGGUGCAGAAGUGAAUAGUGAAGUUUUCUUUCUGUUAAUAUUUAACCUGUGGUGUCUGAGAGGUGCCUUCAUAAUGAGUUGUGUGGAUAAAAACAACUGCUUAUUUGGAGCCGAUAGAAAACAUCAGCUGGUUGGAGAUGGAAAAGGCUUAUACUUUUUAAAGUUAUCACUCUUUCUGGUGCUUCAGACUAUCUUUAUAGAAGCCACUCUUUACAAUUUAUUGUAAAUACCAGCUGUAGAUUUAGUUUUCCUUCAUUAUGAACAUUGAAAGCUCUUUAUAAUGAGGAAAUGAAAACUGGUU
Sphaeramia orbicularis (orbiculate cardinalfish) is the source of this 2696-nucleotide messenger RNA. RefSeq names its product ETAA1 activator of ATR kinase a (gene etaa1a). Lineage: Eukaryota; Metazoa; Chordata; Actinopteri; Kurtiformes; Apogonidae. The coding region runs from base 76 to 2199 and encodes 707 amino acids. The record is from RefSeq and is a predicted model, not a curated record. The transcript has 6 exons.